GCGUGGACGAUGCUGCGCGUGUCUCUGAGUUUUUUCUCCAUCAUCAUUUUUGCGCUGGGCCCCUGUAGAGCCUCUGAAGUGAUCUAUCAGAUGCCCAGGAUCCGAGUGCAGCAGCUGAUGGAGAAACCGUCUGGAGAACCAGGGCAGAGCCUCCUCAGCAGUCCCUCUGAGUUCAGGAACUGGUGCCAGUUCACUGUAAGGAAGGUGGUUUCCUGUCAGACGCACAAUGGGACGGAGACUGUGGUCCAGCGCCGCUUCCAGACCUGCCGAUGGCCCGGGCCGUGCCAAAACCUCAUCAGCUACAGGUCACUGGUCAGACCCUCGUACCGAGUGACCUACAGACUGGUCACUGCGCUGGAGUGGCGGUGUUGUCCAGGUUUCCAUGGCCACGACUGUAGAGAAGAGUGCCUAAACUGCACAUAUUACUCCGACAUCAGUGAACGGCUGAACAACAUCGAAUUCAAGGUGAUGUCACUCAAAGACACCAGAGCCCCUCCUCUCCCAUCAAUCAGCCAAUCAGUUGAGAGAUCCGUACAUAAUGAGGUGGACGGGUUCCACCCCUCACCUUUCACGCCUGAUUCCAUUGGACAGCCAGUGCUGCAGGGCCCCCCAGGGCCAGCAGGGCCACCUGGAGCAACUGGACCCCCGGGGCCUGCAGGAGAGCCAGGUCUAAGAGGGAACCCAGGCUCAGCAGGACCCCAAGGAGAGAGAGGACCGCCUGGACCACCGGGUCGCUUCCCUUUCUCUGUUAGAGGAGACGUGUUCACACUGACCGCCAGACAGAAUGGACAACACGAUGAUGGCUCCUUCUCAGAUCGUUUUGGAGGCCGAGUGCUGUUCGGUCCCCCAGGACCAUCUGGACCUGCAGGACCUCCAGGACCUGCGGGACCCCCAGGACGCCCUGGUUCUCCAGGACAAAAGGGGGCGUCAGGCUUCUCAGGACAUCCAGGCCUUAAGGGCUCCAAGGGAGAUGCUGGAAAACAGGGGCCUCCAGGGGGCGCUGGAAGGCCAGGCAGGCCGGGCGGUCCUGGUCCGAAGGGCGACCCGGGUGAGACUAACUCAGAGGUGCAGCAGCUGAAGGUGGCGCUGAAGAUCCUGGCUGAAAGGGUUCUGAUCCUGGAGCACAUGAUUGGAGUGCACGAUUCUGAUCUGGAGUCAGGCUCUGGAAUCGACCUGUUCAUAGUGCCCACUGUUAGAGCUACAACCGCUGAACAGGACGAGUCAACUUUAAUCUCUAACAGUCACCAGUUCAGAGUGAAGAUGGGGCAGUAAACGGCCAUGGCCAGCAGGUGGCACCUCAUCCCCUUAAUCCACACUGAAAAUGGGGCAAAUCCAAUAAAAGGACUUAGAUCAGCUCAGUUAUUGCUACAUGUAUGUAAACGAAGAGCUGGCUGCAGAAAGCCGGCUGUGAUCUCUACCAAAGGGAAUGUUACUAAGUACUGAUUAAUAGUGUGUCCAAACUUUCGCCUCGCCACAACGGCUAUUGUAGCUUUUCUUUUUAUGUUAAUAAAACUGAGAGUAACUAUGCCUCUUAAAAUGUUCCGUAUAAAAUUGUUUAUUAGAGAACUUGUUUCUUUCUUGUCACUCAAAAAAUCAGUAAAAUAUGUCUUUUGUCGAGGAAUGCCCAGAAAUGUAUUGCUAAUUUCUUACAUGAUGAAUUUCCAUAAAUUGCUCAUUUUUUACACUUUACAGGCAGUUUUAUAUGGUGUGUUAUACUGAAGAUGUUCCUCAGUGACAUUCCAGCUUUUUCAAAACUAAAAAGACUAACUAUACCACACUACACUGAUUAACGAUCAACUUCAAAGUGUUUAUUUUCUCCAUGAGGGAAUGAGUUCACAGUUCAAUUAAAUGAGUUGGAGUUUUGCA
Molecule: messenger RNA, 1866 nt
Organism: Pygocentrus nattereri (red-bellied piranha)
Lineage: Eukaryota; Metazoa; Chordata; Actinopteri; Characiformes; Serrasalmidae
Gene: col26a1
Product: collagen alpha-1(XXVI) chain
Exons: 14
Coding region: 10-1272 (420 amino acids)
Molecular function (GO): protein binding
Source: RefSeq, a predicted model, not a curated record